Haemonchus placei is the source of this 1956-nucleotide messenger RNA. Lineage: Eukaryota; Metazoa; Nematoda; Chromadorea; Rhabditida; Trichostrongylidae. The record is from the annotation of a GenBank genome assembly.
AUGCAAACAAGCAGGCAAUUGGCUUUGCGGAAUGCAGCGAAGAUGCGUGAGACAUCUUCCUCAAUAUGUUUUCUGUCUUUGAAGAAAUCCAGGAUAACUUCUCCAACAAUCGGCAUUUCAUGUAACAGCUUCCCGUAAUUGCACACUACAGGAUCCCAGAACAGCUGGCGCUCUUUCAGUCGAAGAACUCUUUCUUUGUAGGCGGCUUUCAGUUCAGGCGGAACAAGGGGGGUGUCCCUUUCAAAAGAUUCCUGUCCAUUAGAAGAUAUUCGCUUCACGUAUCGAGAUGACCAUUGGUAGAAAGCACACGCUGUAUUGUCCGGGCCACCCCUCGGAUCUGUUACCAAUUCAUCAAGAGUAAGAUUGCUGUAUUUGUAGACUAUUCUUGUUAGCAUCGUAAAAGUCAGGUCGAAGGUCAUGUUUCUAUCAACACACACAUUUGAAGGGGAUUCCGAUAACAGGUUUAAGCUUGCUAAUCUACUGCUCAUUUCACCUAGUGUACCUUCUAACCCAUAAGAAGAGCAAAAGGCAUCGAAGGCGUAGCCUCCACUUCCAAUAAGCCGUGUAAGAACAGUCAUCAAUUUUUCCUGCAUGUUCCACAGUUUGUCAAUCACAUGCCUUGCCUGCACAGCACUCAGAACGACAGCUACUUGGGUUUGCCGUUGAACAUCGUCCCUUGUCAAACAUGCGAGCCCUUGUAUCAUUUUCAGUUGUUCGUUUCUUUGUGCAAUUAGAAGCUCUCCAUCUGCAUCAGACAUUACCCUUUCUGAUAUAAGCUGCCGCACUAUUGCUCGAAUUGUGUUGUCCUUAACAAUGGAAUCCACAUUAUCAAUGACCUGUCUACAUUCUGUGAGCAUGUGUUGCACACCCCUGACGACGCUUUCCGGCUUCAUACCCAGCCUUAUCAUUGCGGCCCAGACACGAGGCAUUUUCACAUAGAAAAACAUUUCUAUUGAUGACUUGCAACUGUCACGAGUUUCUUGUUCUUCCAACAAUAUCAUAAAAGACGCAUGUAACAUAUCUGAUACAAUUUCAUGAUGACUUAUGGCGUUAAUCUGUCCAAAAAGGAGCAUAGUAUCGGCUACCUCUUCCACUGCGGCCAGAACGCGGAAGCACGAAAAUACUGCAGUUAAAGAGCGAAUACCAGAUCGACGGAAAUUGUAUUUCACACUAAGCUCAGAGCUCUCAAGUUUGGGUGGGUCGAAAAUCCUUAGAAAUGAAUUCUGCAAUUCUUCGUAAUUCAAUAUUACACUGGUACCGUCUUGAUAACGGAGGUCAUAUAGUUUGUUUACAAUCGACGACUUGAUUACAGCAGCAUAUUUUUUUGUAGCAAGGCACAUAAGUCGGAAGACAAAUGGGUCAUUGAGAAAAGAAGAAAAUGUUUGAAAUAACACGCCCUCCACAUCGAUCACUUCAAAAUCGUCCAAAUCACGAUAUGCCUGUAUUGCCUCAACAAUCCAUACAAAUACGUCAAUAAUUGCUUCAGUCAAUGCAAGGCACUCGCUGAUAUGGGAGAAUGAGCACUGCAAAUGUGGAAGCUCUGACUCCAACAUGCCGCAUAAGGCCACAACACAACGAGACCUUUGGAACUGCGUGAACCCCGUGAUGGUUCUGAGAAGGUCUAUCCAGGAGAUAAGCUUGAAAGAACACUCUUGACCAUAACAAUUAUGAAAAUUUCAGCUGAAUAUAACAUUUACCUCUGAAUGGCUCAGCAUUUUGACACAUUCCAGCAUCCUAUGGUCUGGAUAUGAAGUCAUUGUAGCAGCUUGGAAAAACUCUUGCGCUAAGAGCCUGAGUUCAUCGGAUUUCGGUUUUAUCGAGCUUAGCUCCUCUCGCAACUGUGAUGACAGAUCAAACACCGAUCCUCGAUCUUCCCACAAGCGGCAUACAACAUCGCUGAUCCACGAUGGACGUGCGGUAGUGACCAUUUCCCUUAACCUGCGACUAGCACUCUGA